GAGAAACAAGAACAACAACAAAACAUUUGGCGCCACGUUUUAUGAAGGUAGCUAUUUAAAAUGCGUUGCUAAACUAAACGCCUUAGGAAGAAUUAUAUUCAUUGUAAGAAUGAUCAUGUUAGCUGUUUUGUAUAGCAGUAUUAUGUUAAUUGUAGGAAAUUAUGUUGUCAGCAGUAUUGUACAGUAUAUGGGUUCGCAUUAUGUCUUUUAUGAUUGUUUACUUGAAUCUGUCGAGAAGCCAGUGCUUCCUGUCUAUGGGUGUUUGGUUGUAAAAAGAAUAAAAGCGUCGAGUUGUGCUUGUAUUACUAAAAGGAACGUAUAAAUUAUUCUUCCUAAACAAGAGGCUUUUACCAUUACAUUUUUAUACUUUCGCUUGAUGUUUAAAGUAUUAUUUAUACAAGAGCAACAGUUAUUGUCCCUUUUAUACAUGUGGCAAUGCAUCUAUUGGCACUAGCACAAUAUGUUUUAUUAAAAAUACUUCUUUCCUAAUGGGAUUAUAAAUUAGAAUUAGAUAAAUAGAAAGUGGAAAGCAACAUGCAAAGUGUAUUGUGCACUGAAAUCUCAUAGCAAGUAAACGUAAUAGUCUUGUGUCUCAUUGUAAACACAAAUGUAUUUUGUUCAAUCCAACUUUAGUUCAGAAUAUCAACAAUACGUAGCUUUUUGUUUUUUCGCGCUUUUUACUCAUUUUGUGUACUUGUUUGUCGGGUUUUUGUGUAACAUUUCUUUGGUAUAGGGCGUUGCAAAAGAACCUUGUGUAACAUUUUACACCCUCCCCCCCCCACACCUUUAAAUUUCCCGCGAUCUUGAAAUGUGUAUAGUGCUCACGUGACGUCUUUUCGCAUUCUGAUUGGCUCAGCUGACGCAAGAAUUAAAAGGACAAGACAAAGCAGUAGGCUGGACUUCUCCUAUUGGCUGAUUUCGAGCGCCAAGAAAUGAAUAUAAGAGUCACCGGCACUCAUAUUUCGUAUUCUUCCCUCCAGCUGGACUGUAGUUCUUCAAGCUCGUAUACUUUAUUUAUUUUUAUCUUAUAACCUUUGAUUUUAAUUUCUCCUUGCAUCUUAAGUUAAGCUCUUUUUUUGUAUAUUUUAUCAAACACGCGAACAUUCACCAUGCUGUCUAACGUUACUCGCUCUCCACUUAAAACAAAGAAUGAAAACUCCGUUUCUUCAAAAAUGAGUAGCAUGUCCUUCGUGGACAAAGAAAACACGCCUCCCAGUCUGACCUCCACAAGAGUCCUGGCGUCCAAAGUCGCGCGCAAAAUCUUUGAUUCAGAGGAACAACCAAAAGCCAGCAAAACAAAUGUGGAAGAAGAGCCACUUCUCAAGGAGAAUGCCCAACGCUUUGUCAUUUUCCCAAUUCAGUACCAUGACAUCUGGCAGAUGUACAAAAAGGCAGAGGCCUCCUUCUGGACUGCUGAGGAGGUGGACCUGUCCAAAGAUAUCCAGCACUGGGAAACUCUGAAAGAUGAAGAGAAAUAUUUCAUCUCCCAUAUUUUGGCUUUCUUUGCUGCAAGUGAUGGCAUUGUCAAUGAAAACUUGGUGGAGCGCUUCUCUCAGGAAGUCCAGGUGACUGAAGCCCGUUGCUUCUAUGGUUUCCAGAUCGCCAUGGAAAACAUUCACUCUGAAAUGUACAGUCUGUUGAUUGAUACCUAUAUCAAAGUUCCCAAAGAAAGAGAGUUUCUUUUCAAUGCCAUUGAGACCAUGCCUUGUGUAAAAAAGAAGGCUGACUGGGCAAUCAACUGGAUUGGAAACAAAAAUGCACAAUAUGGAGAGCGAGUGGUGGCGUUUGCUGCUGUUGAGGGGAUCUUCUUUUCUGGCUCUUUUGCUUCUAUUUUUUGGUUAAAGAAGAGAGGACUCAUGCCUGGACUCACCUUCUCCAAUGAGCUUAUCAGCAGAGAUGAGGGGCUUCACUGUGACUUUGCCUGCCUCAUGUUCAAGCACUUGGUAAACAAACCCUCAGAAGCAACUGUAAGGAAUAUCAUCACAAACGCAGUUGAAAUUGAACAGGAGUUCCUGACUGUGGCUCUACCGGUGAAGUUGAUCGGAAUGAACUGUGACCUGAUGAAGCAAUACAUUGAAUUUGUUGCUGACAGACUAAUGCUGGAGCUGGGAUUCAGCAAGAUCUACAAGGUGGAGAACCCCUUUGACUUCAUGGAGAACAUUUCCUUGGAGGGCAAGACCAACUUCUUUGAGAAACGAGUGGGAGAGUACCAGAGGAUGGGAGUUAUGUCCGGCUCUACAGAUAACACUUUCAGACUAGAUGCUGAUUUUUAAAAACUAUCCAAAUGCUGGAAAUGGACACUUUAAAGACUAUUGACAUGUACAGGGACUCGGCCCUUACAUUUGUACAGCAUUCAUGUCACAUGAACCUAAUUGAUGUGUGAGAUGAGUUUUCUUUUUUUUAUGAUAUUAAAAUGCUAUUUAGUUUUUUGUACUUUUAAAUAAAGAUCCCAUAUGCUUGAAUCUCUUUUCUAAUUGGCUGUUUUAAGACUUUUUUUUUUAAACACAGCUCACUUAACAAUGGUACAUGUUUUACCUUAAACUUAACAAAUGGCAUUAUUUUAAAUGCGUGCCAAGUCUAUAAAUAGUAUUAGUUUUACCUCAAACAAUUGAACAUGUGUUGGUAUUGCGUUUGUGGUACUAGGAUUCGCACUUGGGGACCUCAGUAUUUACUAAUGCUUUCCCGGUUAUACAUUUCUUAAAGUUGUAUCAGAUAUUACAUUAUUAUUGCAAAAUGUGAAUACCAUAAUCUUAGAUCGGGAAUUGUGCUUUUAGUACAGUGAAUCAUUUUCUCAAUGCAAACCUGCAAUAAAAAUACAUGGAAACUUC
Messenger RNA from Triplophysa dalaica, 2828 nucleotides. RefSeq names its product ribonucleoside-diphosphate reductase subunit M2. NCBI's taxonomy places the organism in Eukaryota, Metazoa, Chordata, Actinopteri, Cypriniformes, Nemacheilidae. The transcript is spliced from 10 exons. Gene Ontology annotation, biological process: deoxyribonucleotide biosynthetic process. Bases 1110 to 2273 code for a protein of 387 amino acids. Gene Ontology annotation, molecular function: ribonucleoside-diphosphate reductase activity, thioredoxin disulfide as acceptor. Gene Ontology annotation, cellular component: cytosol. The record is from RefSeq and is a predicted model, not a curated record.